GAAUAACGGUUUUUGUCACUAAAGCAGUUGAGACAUGGUGGGUUUUUUUUUUUUUUUUUUUGGUCUCUCUUCUUCUUUCAAACUCAAAUGAUUUUUUAUCGGCAUUGACGAUUGAAGAUAAGAUGAUCUUACAAGGGAUCCGAAUUGAAGAUUCGAAGUAGUUUUCUGCAAAUUUUAGGACCAGAAAUCGCCAGAUAUCCCUGGUUCUUCUAAAUAGUCCAGGUUUUGGUUCCAGAUGGAUUCAUUGUCUGCAAUCAGCGGGGAUCUGGGAGAGGUUGAAGGCCAAAUCAAGGAUAUCUUCCGAGCUUUGUCGAAUGGAUUCCAAAAAUUGGAGAAGAUUAAAGACCCAAAUCGGCAGAGCAGACAGUUGGAAGAACUUACAAAUAAAAUGCGUGAAUGCAAGAGGAUUAUUAAAGAGUUUGAUAGAGAAGUCAAGGAAAUGGAGAGCCGAAACACUCCAGAGAUGAAUAGGAUGCUCAACGAGAAAAAACAGUCAAUGGUUAAAGAACUGAACUCUUAUGUUUCUCUGAAGAAGCAAUAUGCUAGCAAGCUUGAAAACAAACGUGCAGACCUUUUCGAAGGGCCUCAAGGUGGAGGCAGUAUUGGCGAAGAGAACAUUUUGCUGGCUUCUUCUAUGACCAAUGAACAGUUAACCAAUACUGGAAAUCAGAUGAUGGACGAGACAGAUCAGGCAAUUGAGCGUUCUAAAAAGGUUGUUCAAGAGACUGCCAAUGUUGGUGCAGAAACUGCAGCUGCUCUCAAGGCUCAGACAGAACAAAUGGGUAGGAUCGUUAAUGAUUUGGACUCUAUCCAUUUUUCAACAAAGAAAGCUUCAAAAUUGGUUAAGGAACUUGGUAGACAGGUUGCUACAGAUCGCUGUAUUGUGACCUUACUCUUCAUUAUUGUUCUUGGAGUUGUAGCAAUCAUCAUUGUAAAGAUUGUGGACCCAAAAAACAAAGAUAUCAGGGAUGUUCCUGGGCUUGCUCCUCCUGCAACUCGAAGACUUCUUUGGAAUUAGAGGCAACAGAGAGCAUUCAUAUUCUUCCAAG
Molecule: messenger RNA, 1049 nt
Organism: Telopea speciosissima
Lineage: Eukaryota; Viridiplantae; Streptophyta; Magnoliopsida; Proteales; Proteaceae
Product: novel plant SNARE 11-like
Exons: 11
Coding region: 236-1018 (260 amino acids)
Biological process (GO): vesicle fusion
Cellular component (GO): SNARE complex; ER to Golgi transport vesicle membrane; endoplasmic reticulum membrane
Molecular function (GO): SNARE binding; SNAP receptor activity
Source: RefSeq, a predicted model, not a curated record